Molecule: messenger RNA, 2323 nt
Organism: Vespa velutina
Lineage: Eukaryota; Metazoa; Arthropoda; Insecta; Hymenoptera; Vespidae
Product: cleft lip and palate transmembrane protein 1 homolog
Exons: 6
Coding region: 42-1967 (641 amino acids)
Cellular component (GO): endomembrane system; membrane
Source: RefSeq, a predicted model, not a curated record
GCAGAAGGAAGAUUCUAAUCUUCAUUAAGACUUUAUCUGCGAUGAUGGGUAAUAUCGAUGACGAUUGUGAUCAGCUAGAAGUAGAUGUUAAAAAAAAGAUGGAUAAUGAUCAGCAAAAUGGUGAUGUAGUUUCGACCGAAUCAAAUAAUGAAGAAAGAGAUAUCAAUGCAGAGGUAGAAGAAGAAAGAAAGAAAUAUCAACCUACCCGUUUAGAAUCCUUUUUUGCAAUAUUAAAAUCUUUAAUCAUUAGAGCACUGAUUGUUUAUUUCAUCAGUUUUCUAUUAAAGCGUAAUCAACCAGACAAUAAUUCUGCAUCACUUAAUAAUGGCAAUAAUGUUCCAAAAUUACAAGCCGUAAAUAUAUUUGAGAAUGGAACAUCAUUUGAUCUACAUAUUUACUUGUCCGAAGCUGAAGAUUUUAAAUUUGAUGAUCCAAAAGCAUUAAUAUGGCUAGAACAAGGAUUGAUUUAUGGAGAUUGGUAUAGUGGACAAAAUAAUGAUGGUUCUAGAAAUCUGCAUUAUACUUUUACUCCAUCAGAUAAAUUACAAAAUAAUGGUUCUAUUUAUCUUCAUGUAUAUAUUACUAAAACUGGUAAAUCUCCAAAUCCUAAAGCCGGCAAAAAUGUUUAUGCCGGUGAUCAUAUGUCGUAUAGAAAAAAGAUGUUAAAUAAAUUCAAAAAAAUUAAAUAUCAAAAAAGACAUAAUUUAUUAACUGGCGAAACAACAGCAACUAAAGAAGAAAUACAAAAAGCAGAGAUAAUGGAUCAAGAAUAUGUCUCACAUUGGCAUCCAAAUUUAACUGUUAAUUUAGUAACUGAUCAAACAAAUUGGAUGUAUGGACAAGUACCACAACCUUUAGAUGAAUAUAUAAAUUUCCUGCCUGGAAAAUCAUAUUAUACACCAGUUAUAUAUAUGAAUGAUUUUUGGAAUAUGCAACGUGAUUAUCAACCAUUAAACAAUAGUGUAAAAGAAUUAGAGCUUAGAUUGCUAUAUCAACCUCUUUCAUUAUUCAAAUGGCAAAUCUAUGCAGCUCAAUCUAUAAGAAACAAAUGGUCAUCUUCAGUUUUAGGAGAUACGUCUGACGAAGAUGAUACGGAUCAAGACACUUUAAAAGAAACAUUAUUAGAAACAAAUCCUUAUUUGUUGGGAUUGACUAUAAUUGUAUCAAUUUUACAUAGUGUAUUUGAAUUUUUAGCAUUUAAAAAUGAUAUUCAAUUUUGGAAUAAUCGUAAAUCUUUGGAAGGAUUAUCAGUACGAUCUGUCUUUUUCAAUGUUUUUCAAUCACUUGUUAUUCUACUUUAUGUGUUAGACAAUGAAACAAAUACAGUAGUUCGUAUUAGUUGUGCUAUAGGUUUGUGUAUUGAAAUAUGGAAAAUUAACAAAGUCAUAGAUAUUACUGUUGAUAGAGAAUCAAGAAUAUUUAAUGUCUUUCCGAAAAUAUCCUUCCAUGAUAAAGGUUCAUAUGUGGAAUCUUCCACGAAAGAGUACGAUAGACAUGCAUUUAAAUAUCUGUCAUGGGCUCUUUUUCCACUCAUAGGAGGUUAUGCAAUUUAUUCUUUAAUGUAUCUAGAACAUAAGGGAUGGUAUUCUUGGAUACUGAGUAUGUUAUAUGGAUUUUUAUUAACUUUUGGCUUUAUCAUGAUGACACCACAAUUAUUUAUAAAUUAUAAACUUAAAAGUGUGGCCCAUCUUCCUUGGCGUAUGAUGUCAUAUAAAUUCCUUAAUACUUUCAUUGAUGAUAUCUUUGCAUUUGUUAUAAAAAUGCCAACACUUUAUAGAAUUGGUUGCUUCCGGGAUGAUAUAGUUUUCUUUAUAUUUUUAUAUCAGAGAUGGAUAUAUAAGACUGAUCAUUCAAGAGUAAAUGAAUUCGGUUUUUCAGGUGAAAUGGAAGCUCAAUUAGUUAAUGAUAAAAAACAACGAUCUAUCAAAGAUCGUUCAAAAGAUGAAUUAAGUAAAAAAGAUAAAUAAUGCUUGAUUUAGAGUUAGUAUAAAAUAUGUUAUCUUAUAAGUUAACACUCAAUUAAAAAAAUUUACUAGUACUAAUGUACAUAAACACAUACGUAAAUGUAUCUACCUGAGUUAUAUACAUUUUUGUGUGUAUGCAAUAUAUUCAAUUAGUUUCAAUCUUUAGAUGAUUACAGGAGCCUCGCAAAUUUUAAAAAUAUAUUGUUAUUUAAUGUUAUUUGGUAUAUGUAUUGAAGAAGUAAUGGUAAUAUUUUCAUACAUUUGUAAAAACCUUUUUUUCCCCCGGAACUAAUUAAUAUUUUUUUUUAUUUGUACUGUGGAGCUAUGCGUAAUACAUUGCAAUAAAAUUGAAAUUUGUA